Molecule: messenger RNA, 2958 nt
Organism: Strigops habroptila (Kakapo)
Lineage: Eukaryota; Metazoa; Chordata; Aves; Psittaciformes; Psittacidae
Gene: KNG1
Product: kininogen 1
Exons: 10
Coding region: 129-2012 (627 amino acids)
Biological process (GO): negative regulation of endopeptidase activity; negative regulation of blood coagulation; positive regulation of cytosolic calcium ion concentration
Cellular component (GO): extracellular region; blood microparticle
Molecular function (GO): cysteine-type endopeptidase inhibitor activity
Source: RefSeq, a predicted model, not a curated record
CCACUCAUUCUGUUUAUUUAGCUGUAGCUCCUGAAAAACAGAAGAGGUGACUAAAACCCUGUCAAGCAUUCCUCUUCCACUUGGUUUUUAAAGAGCCCUCUAGUUCAGGGGGGCUUUUUUAUCUAAUUAUGAUCUAUUUUAUUGUACUAGCACUCUGUUGUAGUUUUUUCUCUGGCAGAGCCACACCUCUUCUGUUUGAGUUUUUGGACUGUGACAAUCCUGAUGUCUUUAAAGCCGUCGAUGCAGCGCUGAAGAAAUACAAUGGAGACAGAGCAACCGGUAAUCAAUUUGCUCUAUACAUGGUGACGGAAGCCAAAAGAACUGCAGGUCCAGACGCACAAUUCUAUGUGAAAUAUCAAAUACGGGAAACCACUUGUGGCACUGAGGAAAACAAACUCUGGCAAGACUGUGAUUACAAAGUACCUGCAGAGACUAAAACGGGAGAAUGCACAGCUCAAGUUCACAUGAAUAAUGCUGAAAAAACAAGUAAUGUUUUACAAGACUGCAAAAUCUUUUCAGCUACGCCAAAGAUAACACUUACUCAGGCUACAUGUCUUGGAUGCUUUCAUCCUAUAUCAAGUGACAGUUCAGUAGUGUCAGAAAUUCUGAAACAAGCCAUUCAGAAGUUUAACACGCACAGUGCUGAACCUGCCCUUUUUAAGCUUGUGGAAAUACAAGAAGCUAAAAGACAGGUGGUAGCUGGAUGGAAUUAUGAAAUUAAAUAUGAAAUUGAGGAGACUAAUUGCUCCAAAGACCAAUUUCAAGAUUUAACUCCAGAAUGCAAAACCACUUCCAGAGGUCGUGUAGGUAAAUGUGAUGCCAAAGCAUAUCAAAGUCUUCAGGAAGUGAUUGUGGAUAUUGCAAACCAGUGCAAGCUUCCAGUUGAAGAGACAGUAAUUCCUGCCACUCAAACUGGUUGUCCGAAGACUGUCUCAAAAGACAGUCCAGAACUGAAGGAACUACUGAAGGUUUCCAUGGAGAAGUAUAAUUCGGAAAGCAAUGAUGAUUUCUACUACAAAAGUGGAGAAAUAGAAGCAGCAACAGUUCAGGUGGUUGCAGGACAAAAAUACCAUUUAACAUUUGCAGUCCGGAAGACAAACUGCUCAAAGUCAGACUUUGAAAAAAUUAAUGAAGACUGUGAAGCCACAUCAGACAGUGUACCAUUGUCAUGUGAAGCACAAAUUCAUGUGAUCCCAUGGGAGAAUAAAAUCUUUCCCCAGGUUAACUGCUCCAAAGAACGGUCAAUGACUGUAUUACUAAGAAGGCCUCCCGGAUUCACACCUUUCCGAAGUCUUGUUAUGUUAAAUCAGCCAAAUGAAAUUUCAUGCUCUGAUAAAAAUGAAGAAGAAAAGCAAAAACCUGAUAAAGAAACAAGAGAAGAUGAGCAAACACCUGAUAAAGAAACAAGAGAAGAUGGCGGACAGGAACCAGAAGGUGAAAGUGAACCUGAGCAUAAACACAAGCAUAAACGAGCGUAUGAACAUGGGCAAGAACAUGGGCAUGAACAUGGGCAUAAAAAGGAUCAUGAGUCUGACAGAAGGCAUAAGCAUCAAAGUGGUUGUAGGCACAGACCUGGUCAUGGGUGUGGGCAUAAAAAACACAGUAAAAAUGGUAAACAUAAACAUCCAAACCCCAAAUCUUCUGAGGAGUCCAAUGAAAGUGGUUUUGACCAAACCAAAACCCUCCCAUCAUCCAGUGCUGAAACAGCAUCAGAGAUAGUAAACCCAGGGGUUUCAAGAAAGGAAACCAGUACACCUGCAGAACCACUAAUUCUUCCAGAUACUUCUUUAUUUAAUGAGCCGCCAGAUCGCCCAGAAUCUCCUCUCCCCAAGUGCCCUGGAAAACCAUGGAAAGAAAUUAUGGACAUUCCAGCUCCUUCUAGCUUUCCCAGAGAAUUCACAAAUGAGGAUCUCUUGCCUUCUCCAGUAGAAAACAGCAAUCCAGCCACAGAAAACUCAAGACCUUCCCAAAAUGAAAUGAAAGACCUUGAUCUCUCAGAUGCUUUACUGUAAUUCAAACACUGUAGUAUCCUUUUCAGAAAUUGUACGUAGAAAAAGUAAAAAAAAAAAACCAGCCUUUUGAAAUGUUUAAAAUGUGAAGAGGCAAAAGCUCCUAUUCUGUUAGCUAAGAUACUCAAGUAGGUCACCAGCUCUUCUGGGGACCUAGGAUCAUAUGGCAAUACUCUGUAUUUGCAUAUAUUUGCAAAGAUGUAAAUCAGGCAACGGCACCAAUGCCUCAGAACCAGUCUAGUAAAGGCACCAGGCAAGUCAAUAGCCUUUCGCUGCAGAAGUUAAAAUUAUAUCUGCCUCAAAUUGCUAUAGGCACAAAGUGAAUCAAAUCUACUGUAUCAUGUUUAAAACUGUCACAAAUAUUUUGCAGAUUACAUGAAGACUCUUGAUCAAAUAUGGGUAAGACAAAAGCAAGCAAAGGAUGCCUUUCUUAGAUAUCUGAAAUAAUAUUUCUCUAAUUUACUGGGGUGAAGCUUUUAAAAAAAAAAUAAACCAAGUGAACUUGUUUUACCUCUCAGUUUCUUCAAACAGAUUAGUAUUACCACCACUCUACCGCUAGCAGUUGUUCUGUUGAAUGGUAUAACUAGGGACAACUGGGAGAAUCCUGAAUAAUGCAGCUCUUUUAUUCUCUGUGAACAUUAUGCUAACUACACCACAGAGGCACUGUGAUUGACAGAUUUUCAUGUGGCAGAGGUGCACAAAUAUGACAGAUGAAAAAAUUACAAACACUUGAGUUGCCUACAAUUUGUCUGCCUUCUUCCAUAGGUUAUGCAUAAUUUAGAGAAUGGAUUGAGUUUUCUACUCUGGAUAUCUUGCAAAGGUUGAGGUUUUGGUGAGAUACAUUAGCUAAAACACACCAAGUAUUUCUGGCACCUUAAAAUAUGUUUUCUCUUUAUGGAUCCAAUGAUUUAUAGAGCUGACAUUCCCCCCAACCCCCAAGAAAAAAAAA